GGUGCCUCGUCUCCAGACAUGGAGUCCAGCUAUGGGGGAGGCCUGCUGGACAUGGUGAAAGGGGGAGCAGGGAGGCUCUUCAGCAACCUCAAGGACAACCUGAAGGACACCCUCAAGGACACCUCCUCCAAGGUCAUGCAGUCUGUUGCCAGUUACACCAAGGGAGAGCUGGACAUUUCCUACAUUACCUCAAGGAUCAUAGUGAUGUCUUUUCCUGCUGAGGGAGUGGAGCUGGGGUUCAGGAACCACAUUGAGGAUGUCAGGACAUUCCUGGAUUCCAGGCACCCCGACCACUACACCGUGUUCAACUUGUCACCCAAAUAUUAUCGCAGUGCCAAGUUCCACAACAGGGUGUCUGAGUGCAGCUGGCCCGUGCGGCAGGCGCCCAGCCUGCACAACCUCUACGCUGUCUGCAAGAACAUGCACAACUGGCUGCAGCAGAACCCCAAAAACGUCUGUGUCAUCCACUGCAUGGACGGCCGUGCAGCCUCAGCAGUUCUGGUCAGUGCAAUGUUCUGUUUCUGUCACCUCUUCUCUCAUCCUGGCCCUGCUGUGCAGCUGCUGAACACAAAGAGACCUGGAAUUGUACUGUGGCCAUCUCACAGGAGGUACAUAGGAUACAUCUGUGACCUAAUAGCAGACAAACCUGUCAUCCCCCACUGCAAACCACUGACCAUCAAGUCGGUGACCCUCAGCCCCGUGCCCUGCUUCAACAAGCAGCGCAACGGCUGCCGGCCCUUCUGCGACAUCCUCAGCGGCGAGACCAGGAUCCUCAGCACCUCCCAGGAGUACGAGAGGAUGAAAGAAUACCGUGUGCAGGAAGGGAAGGUCCUGAUCCCCCUGGGAGCCACUGUCCAUGGAGAUGUUGUUGUCUCUGUCUACCACAUGAGAUCCACCAUCGGGGGACGCCUCCAAGCCAAAAUGACCAACACACAAAUAUUCCAAAUUCAGUUUCAUACUGGAUUCAUAGCCCUGGGAACAACCACUCUCAAAUUCACCAAGCCUGAGCUGGAUGCCUGUGACUCUCCAGACAAAUAUCCUCAGCUCUUUCAUGUUAUACUGGACAUAGAAAUCCAGUCUGCAGACAGACAAACUGAAUUAACUCCCCCAUGGGAGAACUUCACGACAAAAGACAUCAAUCCCUCCAUUCUCUUCUCCUCCCACCAGGAGCACCAGGACACUCUUGCUUUGGCAGGUAGAGGUGCCACGGAUUCCCCCCAGGAUAACAUCAGGAACGUUGGGCAGAGUGCAUUCUUCUCCUCUCUCAGCUGGCAAGAUCAGAAAUCUGACAAAAGUAGCUCUCACCCCACCUCAGAGGAUCGAGCAGCGUUGGUGCAUGAGGAAAGCGAACAGUCAGAUGACGAACUCUUGUCCCUUUCCAGUCAGCACAGUAAUGCCAGCGGUGACAAGCCCCACGGGACACCCAAACACAGCAAAAAGCAGCAAGAGCCUCCAGCAGCACCUCCCCCCGAGGACGUGGACCUGCUGGGCCUGGAUGGCAGCCCCAUGAGCAAGAGCUUUCCCUCGCAGCCCAGCGCUGCCCCCUCUAACUCUGACCUGCUGAAUGAUUUGUUUGGGGUGUCCCAGAGCCCUGCUGCAGCUGCUGCUGAGGAGGUUUUCCCCGUGGGGGGACCCGGAUCUGUGCACUCGACCCCGCGGCGCUCGGCAGCUUCGGCGUCGCCGUCGCCGUCGCCGAGGGUGGCAGAAGCCACUGCCUUUGAUCCAUUUGGAAGCAGCCCCAAGCAAGCUGGUCCAGACCUCCUGGGUUCCUUCCUUGGCUCAUCAGCUGGCCCUGGGGAUCCUUUCCUUCAAGCCACAAGAAGCCCUUCCCCAACUGUGCACAGCGAUCCCUUUCACAUGGCUUCGAGCACUCCAACUGUUUCCAUCCAACCAGAUGUUUCCAGUGGUUGGGACUGGCCCAAUAAAGCAGGUGGUUUAGGAAUGGGAAGUAAGUCUGCUGCCACCAGUCCUACAGGAUCCCUCCACAGCACUCCCACUCAUCAGGCUAAACCCCAAACACUGGAUCCAUUUGCUGAUCUGGGAAGUCUUGGAGCGAGUUUAGCAGCCCAGGCGGAGCGGGGGAAAGGAGCCGCUGGUGUCGAUUCCAAGCCAAAAGUGUCUGCAGAUUUUGAAGAUUUAUUAUCUGGUCAAGGGUUUAAUGCUCACAAGGACAAGAAGGGCCCCAAAACAAUAGCUGAGAUGAGAAAAGAAGAAAUGGCAAAGGAGAUGGACCCUGAAAAACUAAAAGUGCUGGAGUGGAUUGAAGGGAAGGAGAGGAAUAUCAGGGCACUGCUGUCCACCAUGCACACGGUGCUGUGGGCAGGGGAGACCAAGUGGAAGCCUGUGAGUAUGGCAGACCUGGUGACUCCAGAGCAGGUGAAGAAGGUGUACAGGCGGGCUGUGCUCGUCGUUCACCCCGACAAGGCUACUGGGCAGCCAUAUGAACAAUAUGCAAAGAUGAUAUUUAUGGAGCUAAACGAUGCCUGGUCAGAAUUUGAAAACCAAGGACAAAAACCCUUGUAUUAGGUACUUUCUCAGCCUCCACUCCAGACCCGUGCUAGUGCUUAUAUAGUCUCUUGUCACAAAUGUCACAGAUCAACCAAACUCUGGCUGGAAAUUCAGAAGUUUCAGAAAACUAAGAGCCUAAUACUUACCAUGAAGAGCACGAGAAAGGUUUCCUAACACUUGUCUCCAGAAUUCUGAGCUCAGAGGAACUCUGGUCACCUGGCUCACCUUACCAGAGCCAUAGGGUUACAGCUUCUGGUAACUUUUCUAUUUUAUUUUGGAUUCCAGUGGGACAAGAGAGAACACAUACUGGAAAAAGGUGGAAUUGGUGUGUCUCCAACAAAGUGUAGCUGGUGAA
Messenger RNA from Ficedula albicollis (Collared flycatcher), 2863 nucleotides. It is a transcript of the gene DNAJC6, whose product is annotated as DnaJ heat shock protein family (Hsp40) member C6. The record is from RefSeq and is a predicted model, not a curated record. Gene Ontology annotation, cellular component: cytosol. Gene Ontology annotation, molecular function: phosphatidylinositol-3,4,5-trisphosphate 3-phosphatase activity. Lineage: Eukaryota; Metazoa; Chordata; Aves; Passeriformes; Muscicapidae. The transcript is spliced from 18 exons. Gene Ontology annotation, biological process: dephosphorylation. Bases 19 to 2526 code for a protein of 835 amino acids.